ACAGCCACCCCACAUAACGCUGGCAGACAAAACAAGACAGGAUAGGACAAAGGGGUGCUGCAAGGAGCCUCUGUACAACCACUUCAUGCUUUUCUGAUGCAAAAUUCAGUGGGAUGGCGGAAAAAUUGCCCAGUAUGCCCUGGCUGGCCUGGGUUGGGGGGGGAGGGGAGGAGGAGGAGGAGGAGAAAGGCCGAGGGGCUGCCCAAGCACAACAGCCUGAAGAAGUGGAAACAGUCCAGCCACUGCAGAAAGAUCCACUUGGGGAACUGCCAGAGGAGGAGCACACCCAUGGACUCUUCUACAGAGCCACACAGAUGUUUUCAGACUUCCAUAAGACCACUGAUCAUGAAGACAAGACCACCAUGGUCCUUGAGGGCAUGGCAACCUCCAGCUCCUGCAAAGCAGAGGAUUGUGCUGCCACAGUGGAUAUUAUCAUGGGAAGUGGCAGCUCCCAUUUGAAUAAAGUGCCAACCAUUGUGAGGGACAUUCACCAACAGCUUAUGAAGACCACAUAUAUGUCUCAGGAAGAUAGGCUGAAGAAGACCCUUCAGGAGAUGACAGUUGCACAGCCCCAUGAUGUGGUGGUGACCCUUCUGCACUGCGCCCCAUCGUGUGACAGAGCUGCUGUGACCAUGUGGAAGGCAAUCGUCUCCUCAAGUAGAGCUGCGGAGAAGGUGCUGCCGGAGCUGCUGUGCGUGCUGGAGGACUGGCCGCUGCACAGCACAUCCACCUCUGACAAGGACUACUCAGACAUCUUCUCCCUGGCUGCAACUAUAGCACUGUGGGAGAUCACCCAUCUGCCCCACCAUCCAGAGGCACUGAUGAUGUACUUCCCCCGCCUCUUUGUGGCUCUGCUAUUCCAAAUCUUCUCCAGCACAGCGCAGAUGCCAGUAGAAGUCAAUACCUUCUGGAGGAGAUGCCAGCAGGAGCACUGCCUUCCCACCAACCCCAGCAGAUUCAUAGUGCAGACCAUGAAAUCACUGCUCUGCCAUCUUGAGUAUGAGGAUGUGGUGUCUGAAGUUGAACAUGAGUGUGGCUGGGACACAUUCCUCAACAUUGACAAUCACCAGUAUGCAGUGGGUCUGCUGGCCAGAGCAAUGCUCAGGGUCUCACAGUGCUUGUGUUACCGGAUUGCACGCUACCUGUUCAGGCUGCUCCGCAGAGAGGAGGCUCGCUGGGAAGUCUCUGCCAUGGCAUUCUUUGUUGAGCUCCUGCCUUGCCUAAACAUAAAGGAAUGGGAUGAACGCAUCCUGCAGCUUGUCCCAAUCUACCUCAGGAGAGAUUGCAGAGAGAUGCGUCUCCUGCUGCUCAGAUGCCUCCUAUUGCUCUGCAAGAGACCCUCUAUGGCCAACACUAUCCUGGCCUUGACUGAAAGCCUCACAGAGGUACUGAAGGAUCAGGAUGGAGAGCUGGUGGGCAUGACCCUUUCUGUGCUCAGCGAGGUGCUCCGGGACGCAGACGUGUCAAUUGCCAGUUCCACUGCUGUGCAGCUGGCUGAGGCACUCCUGCCACUAUUUGAGAACGACACUAGCCAUGUGCAGCUCCUGUCCAUUCACCUCUUUCAAGUGCUAAUGGAGUUGGUACCAGAAGAGGAAAAAAAGCUCCUGGAGAAGAAUGUGCACCAGAGCCUGUUACCGCUCUUCUAUCACAUGUAUGAUGAGAACCAGUGUGUGGCGCAGGCCUCUUGGGAAACCCUGCUUCAAGCAACAAAGUUCCUGAAGAAGUGGAAUCUUGAGGAGCUGCUGAAGACAGAAGAGAUGUGGAGGUUCAGCGAGUGCCUGCUGGCAGAGGACAGAAGCAGAGCAGACGAGUACCUGCGCCAGUCCGUGUCAUAUCUGCAUAGCCCACAGAAGUCCAUGCGAGAGGCAGCCAUCAGGCUCACUGCACGUCAAGGCACGACAAAUAACUUUAGCACCUCCAUCUCAAACCUCGCAACUCAAACCCUCCACUUUCUAAGAGCUGUAGAGAGACAUCCUUCCUUCAGAUUCAGGCUGCUGCAAAACCAGCUCCGCAUGGCGUGGAGGAGGCGGCCCUCUCUCUUGGACAAUGGCUGGCCUUCUGUCUGCUACAGUGGUCGGCCACACUGCUGGAGGUCUCUGCAGAGCUAAUCCUGGGAGCUCUGUCUGCUGGGGCCACCUGAGUGUGCAGGAAAUACUAGGUGGCUUCUGGCCUCUCCCGACCCACAGGACAACUCUUCUCUAAGACCAUUUUUCUUUAUUUCUUUUAAGGAAAGUUCUUUUAUGCAAAUAUCAGCACUAGUUAAGGACCUUUUAUCUCAGGCUCCUGCCAUCCAGAGCCCAAUUUGCAGCUUGCAAUGCAGCUGCACACUGACCUAUCUGCACUUAAUGUACUCCUCAACAGUCCUAACUUUGUUUUAAUUGAGCAUACCAGCUAAUACAUUGAAAGGGACAAAAGGAAAGUUUCAAGGCACUUAACCACUGCCCUAACAUCAACAUUAUAACAAGUAACAAACUUAACACAAGGGCAGAAAUGAUUAUCAAUAUAAAAUCACACAGGAUUCUCAAAAUCUGUUACUCAUCAUUCACUACUUGUUAACAUACUGGGACAAGUAUUCAUCUCCAUCCAACAAGCUGGUCUUAACUGGGGUAUAAGUUCACACACAGAACACGUUGAGUUGGAAGGGACCUACAAGGUCCUCAAGUUCAACUCUUAAAUGAAUGACCCAUAUGGGGAUCGAACCUGCAAACUUGGUGUUAUUAGCACCAUCUUCAAAACAACUGAUCUCUUAAUGACAUAUUCAGUUGAUUGAUUAUAUUUGCUGUAAAAUGAGCUCCCCUGUCUGGUUCAAUUGACUUGGUGCCCCUGCUGCAACUGGAUCUGGUUGCAAGAGAUCUCUCAUCAGGUCCGAAUUUCUACAGUACCUCUCCACUAGCUAUUUUCUGGCUCCUAGUUCUCAGUUGCCUCAGUCAGAGACUUAGCCAUUUCUCCUAACUGGGAAUCCCAUAGCUUCAAGAAAACCAGAUGUGGGAGUUUAAUUAUGGCCUCUACUUUUUCUGGAUCUAUCACUCAUUGCCCCUUCCCCAAAAUACAGCCAAAUAUUUAUGUUUCCUUUUGACACAGCUGAAGUUUGGAUGGAGAUGCAUGCUGUUCCCUUUUUGCUAGUGCAAUACAUCUAGUAUACAAGCAUUCUCAUCACAAUUUGCUAAUGAGAAAUCACCUACAUGAACCGAUUGUACAACAGCUGAUACCGAAAUAAAUGUAUACGUAGAAAAAUGUGCUUUUACCAUCAUUACAAGCAAGUAGUAGUCCACAAGAAUCUCAUAUAUAUACAAAAAAUAAAGCAGUGUUUC
This is a messenger RNA of Lepidothrix coronata (blue-crowned manakin), 3311 nucleotides long. Its product is annotated as maestro heat-like repeat-containing protein family member 7. The record is from RefSeq and is a predicted model, not a curated record. Gene Ontology annotation, cellular component: cytoplasm. The transcript is spliced from 15 exons. Bases 114 to 2108 code for a protein of 664 amino acids. Lineage: Eukaryota; Metazoa; Chordata; Aves; Passeriformes; Pipridae.